Messenger RNA from Capra hircus (goat), 2578 nucleotides. RefSeq names its product olfactory receptor 4K14. The transcript is spliced from 2 exons. Gene Ontology annotation, molecular function: olfactory receptor activity; G protein-coupled receptor activity. Gene Ontology annotation, cellular component: membrane. Gene Ontology annotation, biological process: G protein-coupled receptor signaling pathway. Lineage: Eukaryota; Metazoa; Chordata; Mammalia; Artiodactyla; Bovidae. The record is from RefSeq and is a predicted model, not a curated record. Bases 127 to 1059 code for a protein of 310 amino acids.
AGGCUAGAUAAGAAAAAAAUAUUCCCACAACUCUUCAUAUGCUGGAGUCUCCCAGAAUGUCUAACUGCUCCUGAGGAAACACUGAAGUCUGAAAAAGAUUCAGAACAAAAUCUGAGACCAGUGACAAUGGACCUGCAGAAUUAUUCCUUGGUGUCAGAAUUUGUGUUGCAUGGACUCUGCACUUCACAACAUCUACAAAAAUUUUUCUUUGUAUUCUUCUCUGAGAUCUAUGUGGUCACUGUUCUGGGCAACCUUAUCGUUGUGGUCACUGUAAUAUCUGACCCCCGCCUACACUCCUCCCCUAUGUACUUCCUGUUGGGGAACCUCUCUUUCCUGGACAUAUGGCUGGCCUCAUUUGCCACUCCCAAGAUGAUCAGGGACUUCCUUAGUGAUCAAAAGCUCAUCUCCUUCGCAGGAUGUAUGGCUCAAAUCUUCUUCUUGCACUUUGUUGGUGGGGCUGAGAUGGUACUUCUUGUUACCAUGGCCUAUGACAGGUAUGUGGCUAUAUGCAAGCCUUUGCAUUACAUGGCAGUGAUGAGCCGGCAGACUUGCGUGGGGCUGGUGUUGGUUUCAUGGGUCAUUGGAUUUGUGCACUCCAUCAGUCAGGUAGCCUUUACUGUAAAUUUACCUUACUGUGGCCCCAAUGAGGUGGACAGCUUUUUCUGUGACCUUCCUCUUGUGAUCAAGCUUGCCUGCCUGGACACCUAUGUCUUGGGUAUACUUAUGAUCUCAGACAGUGGGUUGCUUUCCAUGAGCUGUUUUCUUCUCCUCCUGAUCUCCUACACUGUUAUUUUUAUCACUGUUCGACAGCGUGCAGCUGGUGGGGUCUCCAAAGCACUCUCAACUUGCUCUGCACAUAUUAUGGUAGUCACACUCUUCUUUGGGCCCUGCAUUUUCAUUUAUGUGUGGCCUUUUAGUAGGUUCUCUGUGGACAAGCUCCUUUCUGUGUUUUACACCAUUUUUACUCCACUCUUUAACCCUCUUAUCUACACACUGAGAAAUAAGGAGAUGAAAAUAUCCAUGAAGAAACUGAGAAACCGACAUGUGACUUUUCAUUGAAGUCCAGCUUUCCAAAAAGUUAUAUGUUAUUAUUCAUUCAGAAGAUACUCUCUUUAAUAUAAUUCUGAUCAAAUAUUUCAUUCUGACAUUAUAUUGGUAUAAUUUGUAUUGUGUAACAUUAUAGAGAAAUAGUUACUGAUUUCAACAAAAUAUAUACAUAAUUUUGUCUGUGAUAUUAUAUAUAUGCAUAUGUAAUUACUCAUACAAUAUAUGUUUACUCAGGGCUUCCCUAAUGGCUUAGAUAGUAAAGAAUCAGCCUACAAUGCAGGAGACACUUGUUCGAUCGCUGGCCUGGGAAGAGCCCAUGGAAAAGCCCAUGCAGUGGGAUGGCUACCCACUCCAGUACUCUUGCCUGGAAAAUACCGUGGACAGAGGAGCCUGGAAGGCUACAGUCCAUGGGUUCACAGAGAACUGGACAGAACUGAGCUACUAAGCAGGCCCACAUGCUUAUGUUUACUCAGUUCCACACAUCCUCCUUGGAAUGGAUGCCACAAAUUUUUUAAGCCAGAUUUCUCUUAACAGUUUGUCUAACAAAAUUGAUUAAAAAUGAGUUUUUAUUUCUUAAUCAUAGUCCAGUGAGGCUUCCCAGGUGGCACAGUGAAAAAGAAUCUUCCUUGAUCACUGGGUGGGAAAGAUCCCCUGGAGAAGGAAAUGGCAACCCGCUCAAGUAUUCUUGCCUGGGGAAAUCCCAUGGACAGAGGAGCCUAGUGGGCUACAGUCCAUGGUGCUGCAAAAAGUCAAACAUGACUGAACACACACACACACAUACACACAUACACAAUUAUAGUGCAACACAGAAAGGGCUCUCAGUUCAUAGAUAUUCAAGACAUGAGAUACUUGGCACAGGGAAAGUAGCUUGAGAGUAAAUAAUACCAUGUGAGUCUUUGUCCUAGCUUUGAAACCCUGAGAGGAAAAAAUACUUCACAAUUUCAGGAUCGUAUUGCUUUAAAAAGCAUAUUAUUUUUUUCUUUUGAAUGUGUAUUAUAUUUAAACUUUUUAUUUAAAAACUGAAUGCAUGUUGGUGGUAUUGAAUUAUAGAAGUCAAUUUUAACAUGGGAAAAUCAAUAUUUUAUGGCCACACAUUUCAUGGUAUAAACAUAAACUUACUAUAUGAUAUACACUGGACUAUUUAAUUAAUAAAUUUUCACCUAUGGUAGGUUUUUAAUAAACAUUGCAUCUUACUGAGUUGAUGCUGUCCCUUAAGGAGUCAUCUAUUAGGAAGCAUUUGUCAGAAUAACACAGAUUCAGAUAUUAUGCUGAAUUUUGAAUGUCUUUGGAUCCUGAAAGACCAUCAUAAGCAAGAACUAAGUUUGAUAUUCACUAAGUUAAUAUUUAGAGGAUUCAAGCAAUUUUCUCAUAAGUUGAUUCAGAAACAUCAAGCCAAAGGACAGAACUGGGAAAUGCAUGAAUUAUUUGAGUAACUGGAUGAAACUUCCAAUAAUUUUGGACACUGUUGUCAAUCAAGAGAAGCAUGCUGCUGGGUACUUCUGUUUUCCCUUCUGACUAUAAUUCUACACAU